Molecule: messenger RNA, 2148 nt
Organism: Dictyostelium discoideum AX4
Lineage: Eukaryota; Evosea; Eumycetozoa; Dictyosteliales; Dictyosteliaceae
Gene: flpA
Product: FKBP-like protein
Exons: 3
Coding region: 1-2148 (715 amino acids)
Molecular function (GO): isomerase activity; peptidyl-prolyl cis-trans isomerase activity
Source: RefSeq, a predicted model, not a curated record
AUGUUUUCUAUUAAUAACAGAAAUGAAGACAAUGAAAAUGAAGAUAUGGGUGAAAACAUGUCAGAUAUAAAAGAAAAAUGUGAAAUUGUAGAACAAAUAAACUUUGGAGAUUAUGGUAAUGUUGAAUCAUUUAGAGUAAUUUUCAUACCAAGUAAUCAAGAUAUUCAACCAUAUGAAGUAUCUAUUUCAACUAAAGAAUCAAUACAAACACAACUUGAUAAUAUUAUAAAUACGAAAAAUAGAGUUUCAGAGUAUAUUUCAAAAAAAGAUACAUCUCAUAUUAUAUUUCCAUUAGUUGAUAUUGGAGCAAAUGGUUUUCUAGCGAAUCCAAGAGCAUCAGAUUUAUUAAGAAGAAAGAAAUCAUUUUUAGGUGAUGCAUUAUUUGUUAAUUUUAAAAAAAUAUAUAGAGAUAUCUCUUUGGAAGAAUUCUUGAAGAUUGAAAAAUUCAUUUCAAAGAAUAUAUACGUUCAAGACUUUGAAAAUAUUUGUAAAAUUAAUGACCAUGAUUUGGUUAGUUUAAUUACCAAAAAAUCAACAUUUCAAGUUGAUAAAGAUAUAUGGAUUUAUAAAAAAAAGUCAUCACAAGCUUUAUAUGAAAUUAAUUUUAAAGUAAAUGAUAUAGAUUUUGAAUAUAAACCAAUUGUUGAAAAGUUAAAACCAGCCGGUCCUUUCUAUUCACAUUUUACAAUUGAAGGAAUUUCAUUCUUUUCUAAAAUUUUACCUCAAAAAACUCUCUCCAUCAAUUCAUUAAGUAAUAGAGUAUUAAUGUAUUUGAUUUGGAGACAACAAAAACUAUUGUUUGGUUGUGAUCAACAAUACAUUGAUACUUCUGAACAAGAACAUAGAUUAGAACAUGAACAAUUUUUAAAGGAUAAUGUAAAAAUACAAAAAGAUAAUGAACAAACAUCAAUGGAUAUUACAACCUCAACUUCUACAACAACAACUGCAACUGCAACAACUACCACAACUGCAACAGAUGUAGAAUUUAAAGAUGUUACAAAACCAAAACAAACAGAUGUUAAAUUUAAAGAUAUAUCACCACCAUCACCAUCAUCAUCAUCAACAUCUACAUCAACAUCAACAUCAACAAUGAUUAAUAAUGAUAAAGAAGAUGAAGAAAUUAUUGAAUUAUAUGGUAUAAAAAUUAAAAAGAAUCAUAGUGUAAUUAGUAUUAAAGAUAAAGAAAUUUAUAAACAUGUUAUUAAAGCUGGUAAUGGUACAGUAUUUCCAACAAUUGGUAAUUCUAUUGUAAUUAGUUUUAGUACUAGACUACCAAAUGGUAAAAUCAUUCAAGAGAAACAAAAACAAACAAUCAUUAUUGGUGAAACCAAUUGUAUCAUUGGUAUACAUUAUGCAUUAACAUCGAUGAGUCCUGGUGAACAUUCAAUAGUUGUAUUGGAUCCACAGUAUGCAUAUGGUGAUUUAGGGUUACCUGGUUUAAUCACUGCACAUACCAGGUUAAUUGUUUUAAUUGAAGCUUCAAAUCAAUUCGAUACAAGGGAGAAAUCAAAUAAUGCAACUAUAAUUAGAAUGAGUACAACUGAGAAAAUCAAUGCAAUUCGAUCAGGUAGUGAUCUAGCAAAGAAUAAUUUCAACUCUAAUAGACUUGGUAGGUCAUUGAGGGAUUAUAAAUCUUUGGAAAACUAUUAUAAUUUAGAUUAUCUAUCAAAGGUUUCUCAAGAGGAAUGGGACGAUAUUCAAAGUUUGGCAACUUCAAAUUCUAUCAAUAUAGCCAUAGUUUACUCAAAGCUAAAUAGAUGGGAUCGUACAUUUCAUUAUUUAAAACUUGCAAUGGAAUAUGAUGAAGACUCUCCAAAAAUUCAUUAUUGGCUCUCCAAAUGCUAUAAAAAUGGUCAAAACUAUGAAGAUGCUAUCAAAGAAAUUCAAUUGGCUCAAAAAAUUGACUCUGAAUCUCAAACUCCAAAAAUGACAAAUCUUCAAUACAAUAAGGAAUUAGAUCAUUUGAAUAAACUAUUGGCAAAUCAAGAAUUGGAAGAACGUAAAAUGUAUAAAAGAAUAUUUGAUAAUUUACAUGAAGAUGAUGAUAAUCAAACUACUGAAAUUAAUAAAAUGGAAGAUGAUUUAUUAUUUACUCAAGGUAAUAGUGAAAAUAAAAAUCUUGAUAUUAUUGCCGAUUCAAAUAAUUAG